AUGCCUACAAAUGUGUACAGAGUCCAAGGGCCCGAAGGGACCAUACCGUAUGAACAAUACUUAAUCGAUAGAAAUAAUAAUAAACUUGAAGAAAUUGCCACAAGUUUAAUGAAGGAUGUGCGAUGUGAUGGCAGAGAUAUUUCAGCCCAUAGAAAUUUAUGUAUCAAAACUGGUAUUGUUACACAAGCCAAAGGAUCAGCUUAUUUAGAAUGUGGUAGUACAAAAUUAAUAUGUUCUGUAUUUGACCCUAAAGAAGUUCCGAAUAAAGUAGAAUAUGCUAAAACUGGAGUACUUCAGUGUGAAUUUAAAUUUGCUACAUUUUCAUGUAGACAACGGCGCACUUACACAAGAGAUUCUGAAGAACGGCAAUUGUGUAAUGAACUACGCAGAGCUCUAGAACCUGCUAUUUGUAGAGGUGAAUUCGCAAAUUUUGAGAUUCAUAUUAACGUUCUGGUAUUGGAAAAUGAUGGAUCUGUGUUGGCUGCUGCAAUCACAGCUGCAGGACUUGCACUAAUGGAUGGAUGUAUACCUAUGUAUGAUGUGAUCGUUGCCACUUCAUUGGGUAUUUACAAAAAUAAAAUUUUAGUGGAUCCAACAUAUGAUGAGGAAACAUUAUGCUCAUCAAGGAUAGACAAUGGAGAAAACAGAGGCACUGUCAUGUUAGCUUAUAUGAAGAAUUUGCAACAGAUUACAGAAUUUGCUCAGAAUGGUUCAAUGGAUGUCAACAUGUUUCCAGAAUAUGUACAAAUAUUGACUAAUCAAAAUUGUAAACUAUACAAACUGGUGAUCUCUGCAGCCAGAAAAGAUGUUAUUGAACAUUUUGAAAAUGAAAAUUAA
Macrosiphum euphorbiae (potato aphid) is the source of this 837-nucleotide messenger RNA. The record is from the annotation of a GenBank genome assembly. Lineage: Eukaryota; Metazoa; Arthropoda; Insecta; Hemiptera; Aphididae.